This is a messenger RNA of Aplosporella prunicola CBS 121167, 1010 nucleotides long. RefSeq lists its product as uncharacterized. The coding region runs from base 261 to 929 and encodes 222 amino acids. The transcript has a single exon. The record is from RefSeq and is a predicted model, not a curated record. Gene Ontology annotation, biological process: lipid metabolic process. Lineage: Eukaryota; Fungi; Ascomycota; Dothideomycetes; Botryosphaeriales; Aplosporellaceae.
CGAAGCCCAAUGAAAGCAGAAGAGACGUCCGUAAGACGAAUCCUUCAUCAACACGUUUUCGAAGAUACCAUGAACUGUCAACUCUCAAAAAGGUACACUGGGUAUUUGACAAUAGCUUCUCUACUCGCGGGAUAGGGUGGAAUUGGCGCAUUCCACAUCUCCCCCCAGCACCGUCUCAGGAAUCAUCAAAGACAGAAGUACUGCUCCUUCUGAUAUGUCGCAUUGGACGAGAAUAUAUCAUCCACGACAUAAGCGCAACGAUGGUUUUACGUUUUACACAAAGCGGAAGCACGUCGCUAUGGGACCUUGACGUAAUACGUCGCAGCCUUGCCGUUAUCUCAUGGGCCGCAUCUACAAUCACGUUAAUGGAUAUUGGAUACCACGUCCUCUGCGUCGUGGGAACCGCUACCGGGCUAUUCUGGAACCGUAUCGAGACUCUCCACCCGCUGAUGGGGCAUUGGGCAAACUGCUACACCUUAGGGAGGUUCUGGGGCCGUACCUGGCAUCAGAACUUUCGAAGAGCUUUACAGAUGCCCGGCCAGUACCUGGCGCGAGACGUCUUACGCGCUUCAAAAGGCUCCUUGCUUUCUCGCCAUAUCCAGUCGUAUACUGCAUUCCUUCUUUCAGGGCUUUACCAUUAUGGUGCCGCCAAAAUGACUGUACCAACAGCGGGCUUUUAUGGCACUUGCGUCUUUUUCGCUGUCCAACCAAACGCCCUUUUAUUGGAAGACUAUGUCCUCCAUUUUGCUAAAUCACGAUUCGGCUGCAAAUCGCAAAAUUGGCAUAUUCUUGGGUACUUAUGGACGUUUAGUGUCUUAACAUACUCUGCUACUGGUUUCAUUGACGAGUCUAUCUGGUACAACUUGGUCAGAGCUUUUCCCGUUUUCUCUUCUUCGGUCACGUCGUUGUUUCUCGAUCUAUUGGUUUAAAGAUGUUCGUAGUCACCUUAAAAAAUCUUGAAGCCACCAGGAACAAGCUUUGAAAAUACUCCUUCAGGAUCAUAAAACUGC